This is a messenger RNA of Frankliniella occidentalis (western flower thrips), 2576 nucleotides long. Its product is annotated as FMRFamide receptor-like. Lineage: Eukaryota; Metazoa; Arthropoda; Insecta; Thysanoptera; Thripidae. Gene Ontology annotation, cellular component: membrane. The record is from RefSeq and is a predicted model, not a curated record. Bases 588 to 1889 code for a protein of 433 amino acids. Gene Ontology annotation, molecular function: G protein-coupled receptor activity. Gene Ontology annotation, biological process: G protein-coupled receptor signaling pathway. The transcript is spliced from 9 exons.
GCCGGGACUCGGCUCAGACUGCUGUGGUCCCUCGCAGCGCGCGGCCCCUUCGCCUCGCCUUCGCUCACGACAUCCUCGCUCUCCUCGCGGGCCGGGCGUCUCUCUCCCUCAGCUUCCACGUCGUGCAACCCGUCCCUCUCCAUCACCUCCUCACCGGCCGGGUCGGGCUGGACCGGGCCGCGGGGCCGCGCGGCCGCGCAAGUGCGACCGCGAUGUGACAUGUGACGUGACGAGGAGCGUGAGCCGUGACAGUGUUGUGGUGGCGGGACCACCACGCCCCGCCCCGCCCCACCGCACCCCGCCAGGAUUACUUCAUGGACUCGUAGCCCCCCACCUCAGCGCUGGACCUCGCCGGGAUAGCUCGCGCGGCGUCGCAGAUGAGAACGGCCGACGGAACCAACACGCGCACCGUGGCGGUGCGCCCAGCCCCCGCCACUGCUGCGGCGCGUUCGGCGCAGUGCGGCUGCGGCAGCGACGGCAGCAGCGGAGUUGGCGAAACAACGUCGGAGAUGUGACGAACACGCUUGAGCGCUGCUGGUUGCUGUGCAGGGCGACCCGGGUGACCUCCGCCGCCACUCGCCGCCGACAUGGAGUCGUACAACUGCUCCACCAACAUCACCUACACCGCCGAGUGGCCCGACGGCCCGCUGGAGGCCGACGAGCACUUCCUGCGCGGCACCCGCUUCCUCAUCCAGCGCGUGCUGGUGCCCGUGGUGGUCGUGGUCGGGCUGGUGGGCAACGCGGCCACCAUCGUGGUGCUGACGCGGCGCCGCAUGCGCUCCUCGACCAACGUGUACCUGACGGCGCUGGCCGCGUCGGACCUGCUGUACCUGACCGCCAUCUUCCUGCUGUCGCUGCGGCACUACCCGGGGAUCGGCUCCAUGGACACCAGCUACUUCUUCUACUGGCGGCUGCACCGCUUCGUCCUGUGGCUGGCCGACUCCAUGACGGCCACGUCCAUCUGGCUGACGGUUGCCUUCACGGUGGAGCGGUACAUCGCAGUCUGUCACCCCAUGCGCGGCCGCCUGCUGUGCACCGAGUACCGCGCCCGCCUCGCCGUCCUCGUGGUGUGGUCCUUCUGCGUGUUCGCCACCGCCAGCGUGCCCUGGGAGUCGUACGUGGUCUGGCACCGCGACCACGCCGGCCGCGAGUGCGUGCGCGAGUGCGAGAGUUGGCUGGGCGCAAACGAGGUCUACAUAAGCAUCUACUCGUGGUUCUCGGCGCUCCUGUUCAUGGCCCUGCCGCUGUUGAUGCUGGCCGUCUUCAACUGCUUCCUCAUCAACGCCGUGCGGCAGAGCCGGCGAGCGCGACGCUCCAUGACGCAGAACGAGCCCAACUCGGUGUCACAGCACCAGAGGCAGGAGAACCGCAUCACCAUCACCCUCAUUGGCGUCGUCAUCCUGUUCCUUGUCUGCCAAACGCCCUCCGCAGCCCUCCUCGUGUACAAGAGCUUUGUGGACGAAACAAAAGUACACCGAAGUCUGGGCAACAUCUGCAACUUCCUGGUGGCUGUUAACGCUGCCUCCAACUUCCUGCUGUACUGCGCGCUGUCAGACAAGUACCGGCGCACCUUCCUCGUGACCUUCGUGCCCUGGUGCUACAAGGCGCAGUCUACGGCGCUGCAGCGCACCGGCUCCAUGUACUCGACGCACUCGGACUUCACCAGGACGACUCGCUCCAGGGUGGGCAGUGUGUACCUGCAAGUGCCCAAGGACCGCAGCAACGGCGCGGGUGGGAACCGCCUGCAGCGGACGGCCUCGGGGUACUCGUCGCAAAGCGUGGGCGGCGUCCUGGGCGGCGCCAACCGCAACCAAAAGGAUAGACCGUCCCCGAAUCGUCUCGCCCCGCCCUCCGCAGCAAACGGCAACGGGUUCGACGGUCACGACUGAGUGUCGCGCGACCGGCAGCAGCUUGCGCGUGGAGCGGAAUGGACACGGGCAGCAGUGUGGGAGUGUGGGGCAGUGCGGCCGCCGGACACGGGUGCUGCUGGCAGAGCAGUCAGUGACAGGGUGUUCGGGAGGUGACAAGGCAUCAAGACUAAAGGAUGUACGACGCAUGCAGGAGCUGCGUGCACCUACCUCUCCACCACAACUAUACGUGACAGGGGACCGAGUGAACUAUGCUAGAUGCUAAGCAGUCCACCUUUCUUUGCCUUCAUUAUUGUUUAAGCUACUGUGAGAACGAGGAGUGAUUGAAGAGACAUUUGUUAGGAUGUGGAGCUUCUCCACGACUACUCAGAAUGAUCAAAUUUUCUAGUCAAGAGCUGUGCUCUGCGUAAUGUAUAUGUUACAAAUCAUCAUCAUUGUAAAUUAUAUCGUUAUAUCAUUUAUCAUAAACAUACCAAGUCCAAUUAUGCUUCUAAUUUGCUGUGAAUGUACUGGGAUGUUUUUGAGAACAAUCUAAGUCUUAGUUCAUCUUCAGUAAUCUGCUUUGUCAGGAAGAUUGAUGUGCACUGAUGCAUCUCCGACAGUGCAGGUUGAACCAACUGUUCUUCUCUGCACACAUAUCAAACAAAUUUGUAUAUAAUAAAAUAAAAGACAGCAGGGGUGACUUAUAUCUGCAGCAAAGAUACUUUA